CGGUAAUCCCUGACGGUAAUCAAGAUGGCGUCUAGACAAACACUGGCUUCUACAUUCUACUAACAGCAAUGAUUUAGAAGAAAUUUUUAAAGAUUAUGUGCUCAAUGUGUGAAAAUUGCUCCCUAUUUUUCGCUAUCUGUAGAAUAGGAUGUUAUAAGUGCUGUCAAAAGAUUAAAGGCAAGCAACCAGAUGUGCCGAGACCAGUGUAUUCUGUUUUAAUGAUUGGACUCAGUCAGGCUGGUAAAUCAGUGCUGUUAGCAAGACUGGGAUAUUUUUGUUGUAGAUAGCACUAGYAGUGAGGAAGACCUGGAACUAGCUGCGGCAGAGCUACAGUCUGCCCUGUCGCAUCCUGCACUGAGAGAUCUACCACUUCUUGUGCUGGCCAAUAAGCAGGAUGAAAAAGAAGCAAGAUCAGUUGAAAAGUUGGAAGAACUUUUAGACUUGAAAACUCUAGCAAGAAAUCGGCAGUGGCUUAUUAAGCCAUGCUCUAUAGACAAAAUAGAUGAUGUGCGUGAAGCAUUGAGUUCAUUUGUGGAGAAGAUUACAGGUCCUGUCAUAGAUACACAGCCGGAUAACAGACUUUAAACACGAAAGCUAAUAUAGUCCUUUUCUCGAAUCUGCUUAUUAACAAAAGUGACCAUGAAACAAUGGCUUCAAGUUUAGUUUGAAUUUGACAAAGAGGGUAAAUGCGUGAACACUUCAAAUUCAACCCUGACUUGGAAAACGUGUUUCAUGGUCACUCAAGUGAAUGUGUAGUUCCAGAAAUCAUCCAUACCCAUGCCAUCCCACAGAGGAAUUUGAAAUUUCCGAAGAGAAGGGGGGUCAGAGAAGGAACAAAAAUUACAGAGUUUGUAUUGAAGAAAAUUGGAAUUUCCAGUGGAUAGGGUAGUCUUUAAAAAAAUCCUCCAUGAGGGGGGUAUGGAUAAUUUUUGGAACUACACAAAAUUAUACUCCUUUGUAUUAAUGCAAAAGGUAUAAGGUCCUUUAUUUUUUAAUUUACAAGAACUGCCCAAUUAAGAAAAUAUUUGGUCAGUUGCCUAAAUGGGAUUAAUAGGUAGCUAUACUAUAAAAUAUAUAUUAAUUAUUAAUAUAAGUUAAUGUGGAAUGGUAGAGUAUGUGAGUAUCGGUUUCAUGGACCUCAUGGUUCUUUCCCGUUGUUAAUUACGUCCGAUUUAUCGCUUAUCAUCUCUCCAUUUACUCGCAUAUAUUUCUCUACAAGUCUUACAAAGCCUCAAAACGUAAGACACGCACUAGUACCUGCCCUGGUUGUAAACUAUCAGCUGCUUUCAACUCAUUCUGCCCUCCUGUUAAGAAUUGCGAAGGUUUAUUUAAUUAUUAAAUGGGCAGAACUGCCCAUUCAAUUUCCACACUUCGUAUUUAUGGGGGCUUGAAGAACCCAACGAAAAUGACCGCUCGCCAACAUGAUUGGCUUCAUAGCUCAGUUGGUAGAGCAUCGCACCGGCAUCGCGGAGGUCAUGGGUUUGAUUCCUGUUGAAGCUUGAAAUCACUUUUUCAAGUCUUUCUUUACAGCGUUCGCUUAGAUCGCUCAUUCACUGUGAUGAUCAACACAUCUAUCGUUUAUUAUUAACGGCAGGAUGUCAGCUGACCAUGGCUGACAGUCAGCCAACAGGGCAAUAAUUGCAUUAUUAUCUGUGCAUGCUGUCUUGCUUUUUACCCAUAUCAAGUGUUGUAUCUCAUUUUUUGUUUAUGAUAACAAUAGAGUCUGUUUAAUUGAA
Molecule: messenger RNA, 1736 nt
Organism: Actinia tenebrosa (Australian red waratah sea anemone)
Lineage: Eukaryota; Metazoa; Cnidaria; Anthozoa; Actiniaria; Actiniidae
Product: ADP-ribosylation factor-like protein 15
Molecular function (GO): GTPase activity; GTP binding
Source: RefSeq, a predicted model, not a curated record